GGGAGGGAGAGAGACAAAGCUAGUCGACGGUUUGAACGAGACCCACUGACCUAUCGACCCGCGUACGCGAUUCUACCGUGGCGUCCCUCGUACCUUCCUUCAUUUUUUCUUUCGAUCGAAUAAUCGUAGGAUACAAAUCUUCAUCUUUAUCUUUAUCACGCACAACACAUCAUCAUUGUUCUAAGGUAAAACAACAACGGGACGCGUCGUUUUGUUGUUGCCCGUGCAAAUUGACGACAACAACACAACGAAAACGAAGAAAACGAAAACGACGAAGACGAAGACGAAGACGACGACGAAGAAGAAGAAAACGACGACGAAGAAAAAGAAAACGACGAAGACGACGACGACGACUAUGCGCUGCUGUUCUUGGUGCGCGAAUCAACGAGUCGUUCUUUGAACGAGACCCACUGACCGACCUAUCGACUCUCUCAUCUACUAACCGAGCACCGUUUUCCUUCUCUCUCCUCUUUCUCCCCUCUUCUUCUUUCUAUCCGUCCACCCGUUCAGAAACAACCCUCCACGUCGUCAUCAACGUCGUCAUCGGCCCGUCGUCGUGUUGGUUUAUCGUCCUCGUCACCAAAACGUUAUUCUUCUUUCCUUCCUUCUUUCCUUCUUUCCUCCCUCUUCCCUUUCCCUUCCCUUCCUAUUCCUUCUACCUUAAGUCACCCUUCACUUCUCUCUCUCUCUCUUUUCUAUCAUCUAACACGCUCGGUAUUCCUUUUGAUAUCGGAUGCGUCGAACCUUAAGAAGGAUCUCCAUUGAUCAGUUCUAUCUAAAAGGAACAACAACAAGAAGAGACAAAAAAAGGAUAUGAAAUAAAAACUGCCCAAGAAUAAUAAUAUUAAUCACUGGCAGAAUAUAAUAACUUGGUAAUUCUACUCUGUUAUCGAACGUAAUCGAUGUCACGUCAUUCGAGAUCGUUAGAUCACCGUGUUCAUUGGAACAACUCAAUGCCUUCUUAUGAUAAUUGGAAUUCAUUGAGAUCUUGUUAUUGUCAUAAUUACGUGUAUCGAGAACCGCGUGAAAUCAGUUGUCGCGGUAAAUCGAAAAUAAACAGGAGGAAUGUAAUAAUAAAAGAGAAAGUUGUAAAAGAAGAAGAAGAAGGUUUUAGCAUCGUAAGAAGAAAUAUAAGAAUAAUAACAAUAACAAUAAGUUCGCUAUUAGCGAAUACAAUAUUCCUGUUGGCAUGGCGUCGAAAAUUAGCAACGAGAAUUUCGUUGACUUUAUUGAACAACUGACGUUGUUGUCCUUUUCAUCGUCACAGUCAUCAUCAUCAUCAUCAUCAUCAUCAUCGUCAUCAUCAUCAUCAUCAUCAUCAUUAUCAUCGUCGUCGUUGUCGUCGUUGUUGUUGUUAUUAUCCUUCGCGAGAUCGACGACUCCUCCUUAUCGUCGUUGCGUUCAACGAUAGGUCGGUCGGUCGAGCAUGUCGAGUUACCAUCGUGUGCUGCCUCCUCUAUCGAUCGUUUGUUCGUUAAAUUAUUAAACACACGCAUGUACACUCAUACACACACACACACACACACACACACACACAUAGACACACAUAUUCGUCAUCGUUUACGAAGAAACAUAAGAGAAAAAGUCUGAUUUCGCAACAACAACAACAACAACAACUUCAACAACAACUGCAACAUCAACUACAACAACAUUAACAUCAAGAAUAAGAAGAAGAAGAAGAAGAGCAAUAGACACGACUUUAAUACCUAACCCCAAGUGAUAGGAAAUCCAAGAGCCAAAGGGUUACGGAACGUGUCAGACUGACAUCGAGACAUUAAGGGGAAACUGUCGUCGCGAAAAAAACUUUAAGUAUUCACGAACUAGCGCGCUAGCUAGCUAGGUCGACCCUGAAAACCAUCGUGCCGCUUUAAAAUCGUCGUUUAGUCGAAUACGAUCGGUGUGUGUACGAUUACGAUCCAUUUUUAUUCAAUUUUUUUUUUUUGGGGAGUCAGUCCCACGACAGAUACGAAUAAAAAUUUCCAAAGAAAGAACAUAAAACAACAACAAAAUAUGUAUCCCACGUUUAAGAGAUAUUACUUUCUAUUAAUCGAUUUUAAUUGAAUAGAAGAAGUAAAACAAAUAAAACAUAAGCAAAAGAAGAGGAAAAAAAUUCAAUUGAAGAAAAAGCAGAAGAAAAAAAAUUAAAAAUGGCAGAGAGCGCGGCUAGUCCAGGUAGCGUGCAAGUCGCUGCCAAUAGCCCGCAACAACAGCAACAACAACAGCAACAGCAAACCCAGCAACCACCGGAUAUAAGCAGUUCGCAGUUAGCCUCACCACCGAUCACGGGAACAGCCCAGAUCGAGAUAAUCCCGUGCAAGGUGUGCGGCGACAAGAGCAGCGGAGUUCAUUACGGUGUGAUCACCUGCGAGGGUUGCAAAGGUUUCUUCAGGCGGUCCCAAUCGUCUGUAGUCAACUACCAAUGUCCGCGGAACAAAAACUGCGUGGUCGACCGUGUAAACAGAAACCGGUGCCAGUAUUGUCGUUUGCAAAAGUGCCUACGCCUUGGCAUGUCCAGAGAUGCCGUUAAAUUCGGGCGUAUGUCAAAGAAACAGAGGGAAAAGGUCGAGGAUGAGGUCAGGUUUCAUAGGGCACAAAUGAGAGCGGCCUCUGAAACGGCUCCCGAUAGCAGUGUGUUCGAGCAUCAAACGCCCAGCAGUUCGGAUCAGCACCACCCUUACAACGGCGGGUACCCGUACGGUGGAAGCGAAUACGCAUCACCAGGACCCGGUACAGGUGGUUCAGGUUAUUACAAUCAUCAAGCGAUGACGAAUUACGAGCUGAGCGCCGAUUACGUCGACAGUACGACGACCUACGAUCCUAGGCCGACGCAGACGCAAGUGACGGACACCGUUGCACCAGACACACCCUCAGCAGUCACGGCAACUGGAGUAUUACCCAGUGUGGUCACCACCGGAAAGUCGCUAUCUGCCUCGACAACCGGAAGCAGCACAGGCGGUGGUGGCAGCGGGGGCGGGGGUAGCAGUGCUGGUGGAGGCGGCGGCGGCGGCGGGGGAGGAGGAGGAGGAGGAGGUGGUGGAGGAGGCAGCAGCGGCGGUGGAAGUGGUGGUGGUGGUGGUGGUAACGGUGGUAGCAACGCUGGUAGUACCAGUAGUGGUGGUGGAGGAGGAGGUGGGGGUGGUGGUUCACUGAGCGGGGGUGGAAUCGUUGCUGUCAAGCAAGAAAGUACCGUCGAACUCGCCAGCUUGGGACACGGCUCGUACACGAUGGUCGACUCGACGACCUUUCUGAGCGGUCAGCAACAGAGGGUCAGCAAUCCAUCCGAGGACGACGAAGUGCCGAGUCUGCCCAAUCCGGCACAGAUAAGCGAGCUGCUCUCGAAGACGAUAGCGGACGCACACGCGAGAACGUGCCUGGUGUCGACGGAACAAAUACAGGAGUCAUUCCGGAAGCCUCACGACAUAUCCAGAUUGCUCUAUUACAAAAACAUGGCGCACGAGCAACUUUGGCUUGAAUGCGCGCAAAAGUUAACCACUGUUAUCCAGCAGAUCAUCGAGUUCGCUAAGAUGGUCCCUGGAUUUAUGAAGCUCUCCCAGGACGACCAGAUUGUUUUACUCAAGGCCGGUUCCUUCGAGUUGGCUGUGCUACGAAUGAGCAGGUACCUCGACCUCGCGCAAAAUUGCGUCCUGUACGGUGACACGAUGUUACCUCAAGAUGCAUUCUACACGACGGACACGGCGGAAAUGAAGUUGGUUUCCUGCGUGUUCGAACUUGCUAGAAGCGUUGCCGAAUUGAAGCUAACCGAAACGGAGUUGGCGCUUUACAGCGCGGCGGUAUUACUAAGUCCUGAUCGACCGGGACUGAAGGGAUUGGCGGAAAUAACGAGGCUUUAUCAAGCGGUGAUACGUGCACUGAGGUCGGAGUUGGACCGGAAUCACGUGUCACCGAUAAAAGGGGACGUAACCGUGUGCGAUGCGAUCCUCGCUAAGAUUCCCCAACUGCGUGAGAUCUCGCUCUUACACAUGGACGCCCUGGCAAAGUUCAAACGGUCGCAACCGCACCUCGAGUUUCCGGCCCUUCACAAAGAGCUUUUCAGCGUCGACAGCUGAACGAUCGACGCGACGCAGGGCGUCCCGACGCUGACAAACAAAGCGGAACGCGAAUAGCGCGGGGCCUUGCUCUGUCGAGGUGAGUUCCGAGCGGGUACUCGAACAAAACUCUGUGAGAGAAAGAGAGAGAGAGAGAGAGAGAAGAGAAAAGAGAAGAGAGAGAGAGAACAGAUGAUCAAAAUAUCAAAGGAUGAUGAGAUACGAGAAUAAAAAAAACCACCCCUGAUAAUAUAAUAAUCCGUGUGUGUGCGUGCAAAAACAAAACAAAAACAAAAAUAGAAAAUAAAUCAAUUAACCCUUUGGAUACAUUUGACGUCUGAGACACGUCAUUCACUUUUUUUCUCCUAGGAACGAAUGACGUGUUUAAAACGUCAAACCAAAAAUUAAACUCUUGGGUAGAUUUGAAGUCUGAGGAGAGUCGUCAUUCACUUGUUUUUUUCAUUCACCAUGUCGUUUGGCAGCGAUUAUUUGAAGACAUCUUAAUACUAUACAUAUGUCACCAAUAUUUUAGAAAUAAAAAUAAAUUCUUACAUAAAAUGUAUUGCUUUUACAUACUACUCUCGAAGCAACCAAAAAUUAUAUCCGUUCCACGUGCAAAUAUUUUCUUAAACAAAUCCGUACCCAAAGGGUUAAUAAUAAUAAUAAUAAUAAUAAUAACAUAAUUCGUGACGAGGACAAAAUUGGGGGAAGAAAAAAGGUGUGCGUGUUCUCACUCUCUUUCUCUCUCUCUCUCUCUCUCUCUCUCUCUCUC
This is a messenger RNA of Polistes canadensis, 4818 nucleotides long. RefSeq names its product probable nuclear hormone receptor HR3 (gene Hr3). Gene Ontology annotation, molecular function: zinc ion binding; RNA polymerase II cis-regulatory region sequence-specific DNA binding; nuclear receptor activity. The transcript has 9 exons. Gene Ontology annotation, cellular component: nucleus. The record is from RefSeq and is a predicted model, not a curated record. NCBI's taxonomy places the organism in Eukaryota, Metazoa, Arthropoda, Insecta, Hymenoptera, Vespidae. Bases 2148 to 4067 code for a protein of 639 amino acids. Gene Ontology annotation, biological process: regulation of transcription by RNA polymerase II.